ACAUAGCAUUGGGAAUUGAUGGAAUUGAUUGCGGGACACCAUGCUACCGGGUGGGCCCAUGGGGUUUGGCUCCGUUGAGGAGAAAUGGAAAAAUCUUCGACGUUCUCGAAGAUCGCGUUGAAGCUUUGUUCUUCCUGCGUUUUUUGCUAGAGGUCCUCCGAACCAGACAUUGUUUCGAUGGCGAAGGAUUCUCCCUCAGAUCCCGCAAUGGAUGUCGUGCCUCGCAGCAGUGGCUCGAGUGACAACGGAAGCGGAAAUGAUACGUUUUCAAAAAGAAUCGGGAAAAAGGCGUCACAUGUUGCACGAGGUCUUUUGGGAUAUUUCCGACUUCUCGUUUGCGCCGAACCUAGCAAAGUAGAUAUUGCAUUGUUGCUAGUUGGCACAAUCUCCUCAAUUGCCGCCGGCAUACCGUUCCCGCUCCUCGGAAUUCUCUUCGGACAGCUGUUGGACGACCUGGACUCUGCAACAUGUGCGACCGAAAAAUCGAUCUCGCCUGCCGACUACGAGGCCUCGGUAAACUCGAAGGUCUUGCUUGUAAUGGCCUGCGCUCUAGCUCAGAUGGCGCUCGUUUACAUUUAUAUCGUCUGCUUUAAUUUAUUCGGCGAGCGGCUUGCUCACCGGCUACGAGAUCGGUAUUUUCGUUCCCUGCUCCGCCAGGAGGUAUCUUUCUUCGACAAGUUGCCGGCCGGAGAAGUUUCGUCACGUCUGAGCGCCGAUAUCAACAUCAUUAAAAGCGGCACGUCAGAGAAAGUCGGUGUAUACCUGGGUUCGCUCGCUAUGUUCGUCACAUCCUAUAUCGUGGCAUUUAUCAAGGAUGCCAAACUUGCCGGUAUCUUGGUCUCGUUGGUCCCUGCAUUCAUGUUGAUGUCUUUCGUUGGCGGUCACUUCAUCGGAAAAUACUCUGCUUUAGCAUCGCAGCACGUUGCGGCUGCAUCAUCCAUCGCCCUGGAGAGCCUGUCCAAUGUGAUGGUCGUACACGCGUUCAGAGCCAAUGAUCGGCUAGAAGGGAAAUUUGCUAAGGAACUUGUUGCGGCAAAGUCUGAUGGGGCGAAGAAAGCUAUGGUGACAGCUGUUCAGUCCGGAUUGCUCUAUUUCAUUGCUUUCGCGGCGAGCGGACUGGCAUAUUGGCAAGGAAGCAAGAUCAUCGCAGAUGUUGUAGGCGGCCGAACCGAGGGAGUGACGGUUGGCACGAUAUACACAAUCAUCUUCCUUCUCGUUGAUGCCUCUCUUGUGCUCAGCCAAAUAUCACCCUACCUGCAGAUCUUCGGCUCCGCCACGGCGGCGUUGGAGAAACUUGAGACAGAUAUGGAACGCCAGUCUAAAAUCGACGGCACUGUUCCUUUACAGGGCGACGAUUUCGAAUCAUUCUUAGGCGACAUCAAACUCGAAAACGUAGAUUUCACCUACCCAUCUCGACCAGAUGUCCCCGUGAUCCAAGACGUCUCGCUUCACUUACCGGCAGGCCAACACACUGCAGUCGUCGGUUUAUCUGGCAGCGGAAAAUCCACAAUUGCCGGUUUACUCACUCGAUUGUACGACCCCGACCAGGGUACCGUGUACAUGGAUGGCCGAAAUAUCUGUGAUGCCAACGUGCGCCAACUACGAAGCUUCAUCGGACUCGUUCAACAAGACCCCCUACUCUUAGAUCGAUCGGUCUUAGAAAACAUUGCCCUUGGCCUUGUGAAUUCGUCCCGUCCAGAGCAUGCGUCCCUACAGCCAGUCCUCCUAAGCACUCAGCUAUCCCUCAUAGCAGAAUCUGUGCGAGACGGAAAAGAUAUCAUAGCCGCAGCAGAGUCUCAUGGUGACCAGGCAGUUGAAAUUGUAAAAAUGGUCCAACGAGCAGCGAACCUUGCCGAUGCUGAAGUCUUCCUAGGACAUUUGGAAUACGGGUUUGGUACAGUUGUUGGGCCCAAUGGUGACUUGCUAAGUGGUGGACAGAAACAAAGAGUAGCGCUGGCAAGAGCUCUUGUAAAAGACCCAAAGAUUCUUAUCCUGGACGAAGCGACAUCUUCGCUCGAUUCGGCAAGCGAACAGCGUAUCCAGGGUGCUAUCGAAAAGGUUUGCGUAGGUCGGACAGUUGUAUCGAUCGCGCAUCGCCUAGCGACAGUGAAGAACGCUGAUAAUAUCGUUGUCAUGCGCAAUGGGAAGGUUAUGGAGCAAGGCCGUCACCUUGACCUUAUCACAAAAGAUGGCGACUACGCUGCCCUCGUCAGGUUGCAGAAUAUGGGUUCGGAAACCUCGAGCGUUAGUACCGCCAAGGGGAGCCUAACGAAGGUCAUGAAUCAUUCAGAUAUCGAUAUGGAAAAAAUAUCCGAAUCCCUCACGAUCGCCGACGAGCAUACCCCAAAGGAAACUGCGGGCGAGGCCGACAAGGAAAUAGAGAAAGAGAAAGCACCGGAACGUUCGAGGCCGACAUGGGCUACCAUCAAAAGUAUGGCCUCUGUAACUCGACCCCAUAUAUUCUGGCUAUUUGUUGCAUUGUUCGCGUCUGUAAUCGUGGGCGGAACUUAUUCAGGAUCAGCGUUAAUUUUCGGCCACACGGUUGGUGCCCUCAGCCCUUGCAACUCUGAGGAAUCUAUCCGAGAAAAGGGUAGUUUCUUUGGCCUUAUGUUCUUGGUGCUUGCUAUUGCGGAAUUCUUCGCAAAUGGAGUCAGCUGGUCGGCCUUUGGUUGGGUCGCGCAAAAGGUUUUAUACACGAUCAGGGUACUCUCUUUCCGUUCGCUGUUCGAGCAAGACCUUCAGUGGCACCAAUCCGAGAAUCGCACACCAUCGAUGUUAUUAGCAUAUAUAACGAGCGAUUCGGCUGCUGUUGAGGGCCUGACAGGUUCCAUAAUUGGGUCUGUGUUUUCCAUCUGCGUCAAUUUCUUCGUUGCGGUUAUCCUGACACUUGUCAUCGCCUGGAAAAUUGCUAUCGUCUGUCUUGCGACCGUACCACUUAUGCUUGGCGCUGGUGUGAUGCAGAUACGUAUCCUUACUCGCUUUGCAGAGCGACACGAGAAAGCCUUCUCAAAGUCCGUAAGUAUUACCGUCGAGGCUGUCAACUCGAUCAAAACCGUCGCAGCACUAUCUCUAGAGCAUGAAGUGCUCGGGACAUAUCGUCGUUCGCUCUCAGCCCCACGGAAGGAAAUGACACGUUCGAGUCUGUGGGCCAACCUCUUCCUCGCAAUCUCCUUCAGUAUCUCGAAUCUUAUUUAUGCAUUCAUCUACUGGUGGGGAGCAAAACAGAUCAUCGCGAGUCACUACACACAGGUCCAGUUCUUCAUCGUCUUAGUCGCGCUUCUUGUUAGUGCGCAGCUCUGGGGCCAACUUUUCACACUUGCUCCCGAGAUUACGAAGGCGGGCAGAUCAGUAGGACGGAUCUUCGAUCUCAUUGAUUUGGGUUCAUCGAAAACGCUGUCGGUCAAAAACUCGGAAUCUCGUGAUCCGGAAGCCGCCGUCGAAUCUAAGAGAGCCGUGGUGUCGAAUGGUCAAGGCAUCGCCGUGAGCUUCAAGCAAGUCAAAUUCGCGUAUCCGGCGCGGCCGAAUCGACAGGUCUUAAAGGGUUUGGACAUCGAAAUUCGCCCGGGUCAAUUCUGCGCCCUCGUCGGCCCUAGCGGCGCUGGUAAAUCGACCGUAAUCUCGUUGCUAGAGCGUAUGUACAGCGUUGAGUCAGGUAGUAUCGAAGUGGACGGGCUAGACAUUUCGGCUAAGAAAGAGCCCAUUUUUCGAGACGAGAUUGGCCUAGUGCCGCAAGAUAGCGUCCUCUUCGACGGUAGCAUCCGGUUUAACAUCGCCCUCGGAGCGCGCCCCGGCACAGAGCCAUCAGACGCCGAUAUCGAAGAAGCAUGCAAGCUGGCCAACAUCCACGACACUAUCGUAGCUCUACCAGAGGGCUACAACACACAGUGCGGACCUAGCGGUGGGCAACUGUCAGGUGGACAAAAGCAACGACUCUCGAUUGCGAGAGCUCUAGUACGUAAGCCACGUCUCUUGCUCCUUGACGAGUCAACUAGCGCCUUAGACGCGGAAUCGGAGAGGUUGCUGCAAGACGGACUGGAGAAGGCAACGCGGGGUAUAACAGUCGUGGCCAUCGCGCAUCGACUACAUACAAUCCGUCGAGCCGAUAUGAUCUUCAUGAUUGAGGAUGGGCGAUGUGUUGAGAGGGGUUCACACGAAGAGCUGUUAAGUCGUAGCGAAAGCUAUCGCGUUAACGUUCUACAUCAAACUUUGGAUGGUUGAUAACGGGCCGAAAAGAUCUGUCAGAUCUCGUCGUAUAUAUGGAACCUUUUAAAAUAAUGGGAUCUGUCGAGAUCUCUCGGUAAUGGUAUGUUCAUAGAGAGACUAAGGGGAAUGGAAUGCAUGGAAUAGAAUAAUAUGUGUACUACAUACACUUGUAAUAAAACAUGUCAUGAUUAUUUUAAGCAACGACUAUGACUAGCCUAACUAAAGUUAUCACGAGAGAAUGGUCAGGUCUGUCAUCACCGCUUUACUUGAU
Messenger RNA from Annulohypoxylon truncatum, 4474 nucleotides. RefSeq names its product putative ABC multidrug transporter. Gene Ontology annotation, molecular function: ATP binding; ABC-type transporter activity; ATP hydrolysis activity. Bases 178 to 4218 code for a protein of 1346 amino acids. The record is from RefSeq and is a predicted model, not a curated record. Gene Ontology annotation, cellular component: membrane. Lineage: Eukaryota; Fungi; Ascomycota; Sordariomycetes; Xylariales; Hypoxylaceae. Gene Ontology annotation, biological process: transmembrane transport. The transcript has 3 exons.